Molecule: messenger RNA, 1353 nt
Organism: Lolium perenne
Lineage: Eukaryota; Viridiplantae; Streptophyta; Magnoliopsida; Poales; Poaceae
Product: putative F-box/LRR-repeat protein At3g18150
Molecular function (GO): protein binding
Source: RefSeq, a predicted model, not a curated record
AUGGAGCUGCAGUCGCACCCACAGCUGAGGCACCACGCUGAGCAUCUGGACUAUAUGCUGUACCACACUCAGAAGGAGUUAGACAACUCCCGUGCGUACGCGAACCAGACUCACCUCGCACUGAUCACGCAUGGCGAUGCCAUCAAGCAGCUGUCCAGGGACCGCAACAAGCUUCGUCUGAAGUGCGCGAAGAAGGAUGUCACCAUUACACGCCUUCGCGCACAGAUCGCAUCACUUGAGGCCACUGUCAAGGCUCAGGAGGAGCAGCUGAUGGAGAUAGAGGAGGACGAGGCCGUAAAAAGAGGAGCACCUUGGUUCAUGGCAUCCUGGAAUCGGAGGCAGGGUCGGAGGUUAUUAUCCGUGGAGUCAAAUAUUGUGCACGACCAUAAAGUAGAGGAAGAAAAAGAUAGGCUCAGCGCGCUGACGGAUGACAUCUUAAUCUCCAUAUUGGGGACAGUCGACCUUGCCACGGCAGAAAGAACUAGCGUGCUGUCGACGCGGUGGAGAAACCUGCCCUGGUUACUUCCUGAGCUCGAACUUCAUGUCAAGGACUUCCUUAGUUCCCCAUGCUCAGGGGCUGCACGCCAGAUCGACCAAGCAAUGGCGUCUCUAACAAGAGCUACUCGCGGCUUCUUGGCUCAGGCUCGCAGGGAACACACCAUCACUAAGCUAUGCCUUCAGCUCUAUCCCAUUGGCAACUACACGCGUGACAUUGGCCUGCUAGUUAGCGACGCCAUUGACGGCGACAUCGUAAAAGAACUGAAACUUGCAAUCUUAAACGAGAAGGGACCUAGGGACACCGAAAAUGAGUCUAUGGUACAGCAAGCUCGGGAUGUGCCUCGGGAUGUGGUUGGAUUUUUCAGUGCGUAUCCUAGUGUUCUUCGUUGCCUCACAAGGCUCCAUCUAUACAAUGUUCGCCUUGCUGAACGGGACAUGCAUCACCUCCUGUUUGACUCCUGCAAGCAACUGCUGCACCUUAGUUUGGACCACUGUGACACCGGGGACGGUUCUGUAUUGAAGAUCAAUGCGCCAGAUUCGAAUAUAAGAGUUCUAGAAGUAACCUUGACCUCAUUGAAAAGAGCCGAGGUGCACUGCCUUCCAAAACUAGAGCGGCUCCUUUGGAUGCAUUGGGUCAAUUAUGAAUUCCCCUUGUGUUUUGGUUCUGUCCCAUCACUUAAGGAAAUCUGCCUCUACUGUUCUGCAAGUCUCCGUCACCAAACGUUCAGUUUAAGCCAGGUUCUACGUGGUGCCACAAACAUACAUACUCUAACCUUAUGCUUUCAUGGAGAAAAGGUAAUUUCAGUAUAUAGUUGUUAUAUUGUGGUUGUGUUAUUUCAUAAAGUUCGAACUUAA